Sporothrix schenckii 1099-18 is the source of this 7938-nucleotide messenger RNA. RefSeq names its product HEAT repeat protein. Gene Ontology annotation, biological process: retrograde transport, endosome to Golgi; intracellular protein localization; endocytosis. The record is from RefSeq and is a predicted model, not a curated record. Gene Ontology annotation, cellular component: Golgi apparatus; endocytic vesicle; membrane. The transcript has 3 exons. The coding region runs from base 1 to 7938 and encodes 2645 amino acids. NCBI's taxonomy places the organism in Eukaryota, Fungi, Ascomycota, Sordariomycetes, Ophiostomatales, Ophiostomataceae.
AUGGCAACGGCUGCCUCGCCGGCCCCUGAUGGCCCGCAGGCCAGCAACGGCGGUGGUGCCGAUGAUGCAGCCGCCGUCGCGGCAGUUGCAGCAGCAGCAGCAGCUGCCACGGCUGCCACGACGAACGCGGCCGCCGCAUCGACCAGCCCACACCCCGAGCUCGACACCAUGCACCUGGCCAACCUGCCUGUCGAGCAGCAGGAGCUGACGCUGCUGCAGUUCGCGGCCAACCUCGACGCCCACGUGCGUGUGCUCGAGCCGGACGACUGCACGGCCCAGCAAAUCUACCUCAAGAAGGAAAUCUUCAAGAUCCUCAAUCUCACGACGCCGCCGCCAUCACGCGUCGUCCGCAACACGCUCGGCCGCUGCCUGGCACACGUUCUCGGCAAGGGCGACCGCAAGCUGCUGUUCGAGACCAUCAACGACCUCAACGCGGUCAUUGCCAACGGCGGCGUCAAGGUGCGGACUGCAGACGCCAGUGCAGGCAGCAGCUCCGGCGGGAUCUCGGCGGCCGAGGCGUCGAACCGCACGAAACAAGCGGCCGUCGUCUGUCUCGGUGAUGUCUUUGGUGCCGCCGGCGACAGCGCCAUCAGCCUGCACCAGCUGACGACCGCCACGCUCAUGAAGAUGCUCAAGGCGGCGCAGAACCACGCGGGGCUGCGCGCGGCCGUGUUUGUGGCCUUUUCUAAGCUUGUAACCUGCAUCGGCACGAGCACCGACGAGAGCAUUGCCCGCGACAUGUGGAAGCAGGCACGCAGCCAUGCCUCGGGCGACAAGGGCGCCCUCGUGUCCGUAGCCGCGUGCCGCUGUCUGAUUGCGCUUGUGCGCUACACGACGUACUUUGACACGUCGAGCGACUUUGACAGCCUCAGCAAGACCAUCUUCAAGACGAUUGAUUCUCCAUCUCCCCACGUGCGUCGUGCUGCCGCCGACUGCCUCGUGGAGGCCAUGGUCAAGGGCUACGCCGAGGCCGUCGGUGGCGGCAGUGGCGGCAUCGGCGGCGGCAGCGAUGGCGGGGGUGGUGGACUGGGACGUGCCAUGUCCACGCGCAAAGCGGUGCUGCCCAAGGCGCUCAAGCGGCAGUCGACCCUCCCGGCCGGCCUGCAGGACGACGACGACCUGCCCGGCUCGCGUGCGAGCAGCCCAGGCCCCUCGCGCAGCAGCCACAACGUGCUGUCUCUGCCGCUCGUCGAUCUGCUCAAGACGCUCUCCGCGCACUACGUCCGUCUGUCCACAACGAACCGUGCCCGCGCCGCCCUUGGCAUCUGCUACGGCCGCGUGCUGCAGCGUCUCGGCGAGAAGGCCGUCGAGCUCAACUACCUCAAAAUCAUUGAGAACCUGUCCGUCGACCUGCUCGGCCACGCCAACAUUGCCAACAACCGCUACCGCCUGCUCGUCUCGCGCCGUAUUGUUGACACGAUUGUGCAGGACAUUGUCAGCCGCCGCAUUCUGAGCGAGGCCGGCCAGAUCGCCGCCGCCAAGGCCCUCGUCAACGACGUCCUGAAAAACUACCCCCAGGUCAUCAAGGAGCGCCCCGAGCCUAGCAAACACACCCUCGUCGUUACCCUCGGCGCUCUGGCGUCGCUUGUCGCCUCGUUGGGCUCGGCCGCCAACAGCUUUGCCGAGUCCUGCCGCGACGGUCUCCUGCAGCUGCUGCCCCACCCAACCUACAGCGUGCAGGUCCACGCCGCCGCCUGUCUCAAAGCCUUUGUGCUCGCCUGCCCGCAGCAGCUGCUGCCCUGUCUGUCCGUGUGCAUGAACAGCCUCACGCGCGAGCUGGGCCAGCUGAGUGGCGCCGGCGGCAGCAGCACCCACCAGCACCGCCGCUGCCUCGGGUUCUCGUACGGUCUGGCUGCCACCCUCAGCGCCAGUCCCCAGCGCCCGCUGUACGGCUCGGUCGAUAUCAACAGCCGCGUCCUCACCAUGGCUACGAAUCUGCUCAAGACGAGCGGCAAGCUGGAGCUGCGCGUGGCCAGCGUCCAGAUCCAGGUCGCCUGGAUCCUCAUUGGCGGCCUCAUGUCCCUCGGCCCCAACUUUGUCAAGAUCCACCUCUCGCAGAUGCUGCUGCUGUGGAAGAACGCCCUGCCCAAGCCGUUGGCCAAGGACAACGUUGCGUCGCGCAACUACCUCGAGACGUCCUUUUUGACGCACGUGCGCGACUGUGCGCUCGGCUCCAUCCUCGCCUUUUUGCAGUACAACAGCCGCCUGCUGACCGUCGACGUGUCCAAGCGCAUCGCCGCCAUGCUGCAGCACACGACUGCUUUCCUGCGCACGCUGCCCCCCCGCAAGGUCACCGACGACAUGUCGCAGCGCCUGACCCCCGCCCUGCAGCUGCACGACCUGGACGUCAUGGUCCAGCGCCGUGUGCUGCAGUGCUAUUUGCGCCUCAUCAACAUGGCGCCCGCCGGCAGCAGCGAGGCUCUGCUGCAGUCCAACUUGCUGACCCUCGUCAUCUCCUUCUUUGCGGACCCGGACAACUACGGCGCCGGCUCGCUCAGCGCAUCCAUUGCCACCGCCGCCGGCACCUUUGAGACCAUCUGGGACGUGGCGGACAACGCCGGCUUCGGUGUCACGGGCCUCGUCUCUGGAUUCAAGGUGCGCGGCCUGCCCGGGCAGCACGAGAAGAACGCUGCCGAGGAGGAGGAACAGCAACAGCUCUUGUCGGCGCUGGACGAGACCGCGGGGCCCGAGGGCGUCAUCGAGAGCUUGUUGCUGUCUCCCGUCUGCGGCGCAUUCGAGCACGAUGCAUCCCUGCUCUAUGUUGAGAGCAAUGUCGUCCGCGGCGCCGACGGCAGCGCCUCCAGCAGCACACUGCUUCCCGACCCGCCCGCCACCGACGUCGUCAACCUGGCUAUCCAGCUCUUUGCCUACGUCUUCCCUCUCACGCCUGCCAAGGUCCAGGAGAGCAUCCUCGAGCAGGUCGCUACGUUCAUGUCGGCCGGUUCGCUGCAGCGCGACCCCGGUCGCAAGACCGCCAUCAAUGUCAACGUCGCCGUGGCGUUGCUCUCCACCCUUAAGGUCGCCGUCAAGGAGACCCACGCCCCCGCUGGCAACAUCACCGACCAAAAGGUCGAGAAGCUGCUGCAGGACCUGGUGCGUGGCUUCGUCAUCGACCCGGACCAGUACGUCCGCAGCAUCGGCUACGCCGCCGUCGGCCGCCUGUGCAACGCCUGCGGCAACGCCUUCACCAGCCACGAAAUCAAGUACUUGGUCGACACCAUUGUCGUCAACCGCGAGCCGAGCGCGCGUGCGGGCUGUGCCAUGGCCCUCGGCUGCAUCCAGACCAAAGUCGGCGGCAUGGCCGCCGGCUACCAUCUCAAGACCAUUCUGGGCAUCCUGAUGUCGCUCUGCAACGACCCCCACCCCACGGUGCACUUCUGGGCCCUCGAGGCCUUUGCACGCGCGUCGGAUGCUGCCGGCCUCAACUUUUCGAGCUACGUCUCCAGCACCCUCGGCAUGCUCGCUCAACUGUACGGCUCUGAGAACCACCACGCCGAGGUCGCGUCCGCCGUGUCCAUGAACCUCGAGCUCGACCUCAGCACCACCGCCGCCAUUGCCCGCUGCGUCGACGCCCUCGUCAACGUGCUGGGGCCCGACCUGCAGGAGACCACCAAGUCGCGCGAGCUCAUCUUUACGCUUGUGCGCCAGUUCCAGGACGAGGACGACCGCCAAGUCCAACGUUCCAGCUUGGCAUGCCUGGAGCACCUGUCGCUCUACGCGCCUGGCUAUGUCGAUUUCAAUGACUACGUCAAGCUGCUGCAGCGCUAUAUGCAGUCGGACCACCAGGGCUUGCGCGACGCAGCCGUCGAUGGCCUGUACAAUCUGAUGAAGCGCAAUGCCGACGAAGUCAUGGCCGCUGCCCUGCCCGGUCUCGAGGACCAGCUGUGGCUUGUGCUUGACCGCCACCCGGCGCACGACGGCAUCCGCAACAUCUUCCGCAACUGGAUGCGCCAGGCCUGCCUCCACGACACCAACGGCUGGCUGCAGCGCUUCCAGCGCGUCCUCAAAAUGACCCGCCCCAAGGUGCCGGAGACGACACGCCUCGCUGCUACGUUCCAGAAGACGGCCUUCCGCGGCACGGCCAUUGACUUGCAGGACGAAGAGGUGGCCGGCCUAGGUUCUGGCGAGCGCGAGGACGGGCACAACAAAGACGACGGCGACCAGCCGGGUGACGGUGGCGGCGGCCCGUCUUCGUCUAGUGGCGGCGCUGCUGCCGACGCGGGAAGCGGUGCUGCUGGAAGCAGUGCGCCGACCGGGGCGCCGAGCUCGUCGAAUGCGGUCGUGGCAGCCGCGACCGCUGCGAGAACGGCUGCAGCCGGAUCGGACGUCGAGCCGCUGCGCUGGCAGAUCACGGCCUUUGUGCUGAGCCUGCUGAACGAAGUGUUCUUGCUCGUCGGCAAUGACGCGGCCGCUACGGCGAGCGUGGGCGGUGACAUUUCACCGGCGCAGGCGGCGCUCCAGAGCAAGAUUGCCGACGUCGUGCGCAUGGCCUUCUCGGCCUCGACGUCGUCGGUGCUGGAGCAGCGCAUCUGGGGCCUCAAGAUUGUCGGCGCCCUGCUGCGCAUGUUCGGGAAGACGCCGGACCCCGACUUUGAAGAAGCCAUGAUUCUCGAGCAGUUCCAGGCACAGAUCAGCUCGGCGCUGACGCCCGCGUUUGCCGCCGACUCGUCGCCUGAGCUGGCCUCGGAGGCCGUGCACGUCUGUGCCGCCUUUGUCGCCACGGGCAUUGUGACGGAUGUCGACCGUAUGGGCCGCAUCCUCAAGACGCUUGUGGGCGCCUUGGAGAGCUUUAUGGCCGACAGCGACAACAUCGGCAUCGGCGACCUCAAGGGCCUCAGCGCCAACGCCCAGGUCAUGGUCAAGAUGUCCGUCUUUGCGGCCUGGGCCGAGCUGCAGGUCGCUAGUCUUGAGCAGCAGUACCUGGUGGAUGUGCUGCGGCCGCACAUUGGCAAGCUGACGCCGCUGUGGCUCGAGUCGCUGCGCGAGUUUGCGCGCCUGCGCUUCGAGCCGGACAUCUCGAUGACGCUGGGCCCUCCCUCGCUGUCCGGCAGCCUCGACACGAUCUAUGCGGCGCUCAACCGUGAGACGCUGCUGGCGUUCUACCAGGAGGCGUGGCUGAAGCUGGUGGAUGCGAUUGCCAGCCUGAUUGAACAGGACAGCGAGUUUGUUUUUGAUGCACUGGACGGCAAGCUGGUUGAGGAAAACGACGACGCCGACGGCGACCGGGCUAAGAACAUUGAAAAGGCGGUCGCCGUGUCGCUCGCGGACGGGGGCGGCCGCGAAACAGGCAAGAAGAAGGGCCCGGACAUCAACUACCGCGACGAGCCCGUCGCCUUUUUCUUUGUGCUGUUCGGCAUCGCCUUUGAGGCGCUGGCGGCGCGCCAGGGCCACGCCGACUCGCUGGCCACGCCUGGCCAGACGCUGGAGAUCUUGCUGGCCCUUAAGAAGAUCCUGCACCCCAGUGUGUCGGGCCAGGCCAUCUACCGCGACGCGAUCUUUUCGGAAACAAUGGACCUGCUGGACCGCCAGGUGCUGACGGAGGGCCUGGACGUGCAGGGCGUCAUUGUUGAGAUUGCCCGCGCGCUGUGCCUGGCGCACCCGGCGGCGCGUACGCGCGAACAGCCGGAGACGGGCGAGCUGUCGGAGGACAUUGAGCAGCUGUUUGAGCUGACGCGCAUUAUCGUGCUUGUGCUGUCCGGCCUGCUGCCGACGCUGUCGGAGCAGCCGCAAGGGUCGUCGGGCCCGCCGCCCAUGCGGUACCACAUGACCGAGGAGGCCGUUUUGGUUUUGAUCAAGACGGCCCUCGAUGCGCUGGUGGACGCGGCCGAAGUCUUCCCUGCCAUUAUUCGUACCGAUCUGCACGCGUGUCUCGUGCACAUCUUUGCCACGAUCCUGGCGACACCGGCAUGCCAAGAGGUGGUCGUCCCGCAAGCGCUGCCGACACUCAAGCGGUUCAUUACAACGGCCACAUCAACGGCCGCGGGCGACGAACAGACUGACGCGCAGAUGCGCGGCUGUCUGCGGCGGUUCCUGUCCGUGUACCUGACGGCACAGAAGCGCGAAGCGGCGACGUCGCUGGCGUGUGUCAAGAACUCGCUGCUGGCCAUUACGAUCCUCUUUACGGCCGGCAACAACAACCUCUCGACCAACGACCCACUGGUCGUGCGCUUCCUCGACGAGCUUCUCGACUGCCUGACCGACCGCAUGACCGCAAAGAUUGCAGCCAACUGCUGCCGGUCUCUCCUCCUGCACACCCGCAACACAGUUGCCGACCAGAGCAUCGGCCGCUUCCUACUGCCGCGCCUUCUGGCGUUUGCCACCAACGUCGAGCCCGAGGACCCAGAGGGCGCGCGCAGUCUUGUCGCGCAGACUUUGAACGCGUUUGUGGUGCAGGCAGCAUCCCAGGCGACGGCGAGCAACGGCAGCGCCACGGGUGGCAACCGCACUUCCGUGGCCGUCGCAACGGCGCUGGUUCUCCCUGCCCUCUUGGCCCGCGCCGCCGGUGAGCUCGAAAAGUGGCAAGAGGCGAACCUGAGCACACAGCAGGCCGAGCUGGGCGCGGCGGCCGAGGCCGACCGCAACACGAUCUACAAGGAGACGAGCGGGCGGCUCCUGGAGCUGGCGUCGGCCGACCCGGCAGCGUUCCGUGGCGUGGUGGCGGGGCUGAACGAGAGCCAACGGUCGUUUAUGGAGGAGGUGAUUAAGGCCGGACGGCAGGCGGCGGCGGCGAAGCCGGCGGCAAGCAACAACGACCAGCCAACGAUUGCACUGAAGAUGGACUUUGGCAGUGCGGAGGAUGCGCACGGCGUUGCCACCCAUGACGGCAGCGGCCGCCUCACUGCCGUCGCCCAGGGCGUUCUUGACCGCGUCGGCGUUCAUGCUGACACUCUCCCACUGGCCCUGCUCAUCGCUGUCGAGCGGCGGGAAGAAGGGGUGGUCCGUGCCAAACAGCAGCCGGUCCAGCCCGCCGCUGCUGGCACCGCCCGACGCCGCAAUGGCCGCCUGCAGGCCCACGUCCGAGUACACGACGGCAUCCAGGUACACCUGCUCGUGCAGCACAUCCCAGAUGCUGCGGCGCGUCUUGGCGGCCUUCCACAGGUGCGCGUCGUGACGUACGCACGAGUCGAUGCGGCCGGCCAGGAACGGCAGUGUGCCGCCGCUGUGGGCCAGCAGGAGACGCAGCUUGGGCAGGCGGUCGAAGACGCCUGCCAGGAAGAGCCGCGUCACGGCGAUGGUUGUCUCCAUGGGGAAGCCGAGCGCCAGUGGCAGCACAUGGCCGUACUCGCCGGUCGUGCCGCCACGCGGGCCCCACACCUCGCCGGGCAGGCCGUAGUGCGGGUGCAAGAAGACGACGAGCCCCGCCUCGGCCAGCGCGGCCAGAAUGGGCUCCAUGGCCGGGUCGUCGAGUCCCUGGCCCAGACCGCCUGUGCCCAAAAUAACACCGCGGCAGUAGGGCAGCGUGGCGAUGUCGGCGAUGGUCUGGAGCAGCACGGGCGUCGGCGCCGUGACAGGCAGCGCCGCGAAGAAGAACAGGCGGCCCGGGUGUGCCUUGCACAUGGCCGAGAAGCCUGCGUUGACGGAGGCAGCGAGUCCCCCGGCCUGGUCGCUGUCGACGAAAUCGAGCCAUGGGUUGGCGAGCGACAGCACAGACACGUCAAUGCCGUGCGUGUCCAUAAAGUGGAGCUUCUGGGCGACAGAGGCGUAGUGGCUCGUCAGCGGCCGCCCCGGCAGCGACGAUACGGUCGGUGCCUCGCCUCGCACGGCGGCAGCUUCGGCCUCCUUGAGGGGCGUCACCUCGGUCGACAGCAGGACGAUGCGCGGGUCGGACGUGCCCGGAAACGAGCGCACAAUGGGGAUGUCAUUGCGGGAUUCGAGGAUCUGGAUGUACUCUGGGGGGUACAUGUGGGUGUGGACGUCCACAACGGGUGUUUUGGAUGA